AUGGACUUCUGGAGGAAUGGUGAGGUUGGUCUUCCGCUGCCAUAUCGACAUGAGUUUCAAAUGUCUAUAUCAGAGACCGAUAAUUCAAAUGCAGGGACCCAGAAAACAAAAGGCAAAGGCAAAGAUGCAGGGAGGAAGCGCAAGCGGAAUAUUGCUCCACGGAUGAUAGGAAGUGCUGAUCAAUUUUGUAUAUACAACCGAGCAGACGGAAAAAGGGCUCCAGUUGUUUUGAUUGAAUACAAAGCACCGCACAAGCUUCCUUUGGCAGACAUUGUUACAGGACUCAAAGGGGUGAUUCAACCGGCCACAGAAAUCAUCAAUAAAGAAAGUGAUGAUUGCGACUUCAUGUCAAAGACCCUUAUAGCUGCUGUCAUCACCCAGUUAUACCCCUCCAUGAUAGGAAAGGGUGUCCAGCGGGGCUAUAUUUUUACCGGACAAGCUAUUAUUUUCCUCAAUAUACAGGAUAAUCCUACUACUGUCCUAUAUCACCUUUCCAUUCCGCAAGACGACUUUCAGGAUAAGGACGAGGGCAGUCUUCACAGGACCGCAGUCGCACAGGUUGCCGCGUUCACCCUGACCGCGCUUGCCACUGAAUUGCCUGGUCAAUCGUGGCACGAUGCAACUGAAAAUUUAGGCACUUGGGAUGUUGAGUAUAUCGAUAUCCUCAAGAGCAUUCCUGAGUCGGCUCGAAAAGCGGCUCGAACUUACUUAUACAAACCGGGCGCUUGGAAACCCUCCUCCCGGUCGCCAAUUCAGACACGAGCCCGGCGCAGCCUAGCUACCGGGUGCAACGACAGGGCUGAUAAUCCAUUCCGGGAUAAUAAAGAUGACGACGAAUCUCCCGAGGGCUUUAUUACUCCGACUCCUAGCAGAGCCAACCUCCCAGGUAUAUAG
Molecule: messenger RNA, 894 nt
Organism: Sclerotinia borealis F-4128
Lineage: Eukaryota; Fungi; Ascomycota; Leotiomycetes; Helotiales; Sclerotiniaceae
Source: the annotation of a GenBank genome assembly